AUUUGGGACAAAGUCCUUUGCCCAAAGUCAACUAAUCUUUAACAAGUCUAUGCGAUUUGAUCAUUCUCUUUUAUUUUCUGGGACUUUUUGCUCUGAAAACUAGUGUUAUUUGAUCUAAAUCGGUGAAGAAAGUGAUCUGAAACAAUCUGUUUGUUGUUAAAUCUACUAAAUCCCCUGUUUGGUUCCUGAUCCAAUGUCGCUUGUCGAUAUCUCUGGCGCUUAUUCCCUGGUACCUCUUCCACCACCACCUCCUCCUCUUAUGCGUAGAAGAGCACCACUGCCACCACCUCCACCUCCUCCUCUUAUGCGUAGAAGAGCACCACCACCUCCACCUCCUCCUCUUAUGCGUAGAAGAGCACCACCUCCACCACCUCCACCUCCACUUCCACGUCCAUGUUCACGUCCACCUAAAACAAAGUGCUCCCUGAAGCCAUUACACUGGGUUAAAAAAACAAGGGCUUUGCCGGGGAGCUUAUGGGAUGAGUUACAGAGACGACAAGAAUGCCGCGAUAUCGAGGAUGAACAGAUUCUCUGUGCAAUAGAACUAUCAGUAUCAGAAAUAGAGACCAUUUUCUCUCUUGGGGCCAAACCAAAACCAAAACCAGAACCUGAAAAAGUUCCACUGAUUGACCUAAGGAGAGCCACUAACACGGAAAUUAGGCUAAUGUUAUUAAAUAUUCGGCUGCCUGAUAUGAUUGCUGCAGCCAUGGCAAUGGAUGAGUCUCGACUAGAUGAUUUUGAUCAAAUAGAGAAUCUUAUUAACCUUUUCCCAACCAAGGAGGAUAUGAAGUUUCUUCUGACCUACACUGGUGACAAGGGAAAUUGUGAGCAGCUAUUCCAGUACUUACAAGAGGUAGUGAAGGUGCCACGAGUAGAAUCAAAGCUGAGAGUAUUUUCCUUCAAGAUUCAAUUUGGCACUCAGAUAACAAAACUCACUAAAGGUUUAAAUGCGGUAAAUUCAGCAUGUGAGGAGAUACGUACUUCACAAAAGCUAAAAGAUAUUAUGGAAAAUAUUCUGUGCCUGGGGAACAUAUUGAACCAAGGAACUGGGAGGGGCAGGGCAGUGGGAUUCAGGUUGGAUAGUUUAUUGAUAUUAAGCGAGACACGUGCUGAUAACAGCAAGAUGACUCUCAUGCAUUAUCUUUGCAAGGUCCUUGCUUCCAAGGCAUCAGAUCUACUGGACUUCCAUAAAGAUCUUGAAAGUCUUGAAUCAGCUUCAAAGAUACAGUUGAAGUCUUUGGCUGAGGAAAUACAAGCUAUAACCAAAGGAUUGGAAAAACUGAAGCAGGAGCUUACCGCAUCCGAAACUGAUGGUCCUGUUUCUCAAGUUUUCCGUAAAUUAUUGAAGGAGUUCAUAUCCAAUGCUGAGACUCAAGUAGCAACUGUGAUGGCUCUUUACUACCCCGCGAGAGGAAAUGCUGAGGCACUUGCACACUAUUUUGGCUACCAUUAUCCAUUUGAACAAGUUACCGCGACACUCUUGAGUUUUAUAAGGUUGUUUAAGAAAGCACAUGAAGAGAAUGUCAAGCAAGCGGAGUUGGAGAAGAAGAAAGCUGCAAAGGAGGCGGAAAUGGAGAAGACGAAGUAACGAGUCAGUGUCACUAAGAAAAAGAGCAAGCGGAGUUGGAGAAGAAGAAAGCUGCCUUAUAUAACUGACCAUAGUGUGGUAACUCAGAUGUUCUUUUGUGUUGAAAUAAACAAGUGAUGUAUAUACUUUCACUGCUUGGUUUUGUUAAAAUGUGUGUGGUUGAGAAAAAAAAACAGUUGAAAUUUGCAUUCAAUUAAAAUAUUUGAUACUAA
Arabidopsis thaliana (thale cress) is the source of this 1800-nucleotide messenger RNA. It is a transcript of the gene FH19, whose product is annotated as Actin-binding FH2 (formin homology 2) family protein. NCBI's taxonomy places the organism in Eukaryota, Viridiplantae, Streptophyta, Magnoliopsida, Brassicales, Brassicaceae. The record is from RefSeq and is marked reviewed. The coding region runs from base 194 to 1588 and encodes 464 amino acids. The transcript is spliced from 14 exons.